UAUCGACGCUUCAAUUCAACCUUAGUUUUUUGCUCUUCACCAGAAUUAUUGAUCGAAGCUUUGCUGCAAUAGAACACUGAUGUUCCUCUCUAUUUGACGCAGGAUGCAGUAAGUGAACCUGAUCAGCGUGACUGUCCGUCUGUACACUCAAACCCAAAUUAUUAAUGGGAGUCGUGUGCCACUAACCAGCUUAAUCAUGACACGAGGUAACAUCCCACCACGUCAGCGUGAUACUUAUCAUGAUAAUCUAGUCACGGAAAGCAUGGGAGCAUUGUGAAGGAGCAGCUUGAUCUUCUCUUCGAGAUAUUGACAGCGUCAACCUUUGUAAUCUGCCACCGAAUAGGACGAGCGUGUGAAGCACACUCUGCAUUGAGGAAACAGCAAUUGAUCCACUGAAGUAAUGGCUCCUGUUCACUUUAGGUUCUACCGAAGUCAACUUGAAGCGUGUGGUAGCCGCGUGCCGUCGCCCUCGGGCAUCUUUCAUGCGAAGUGCUGAUCGAAGUCCAGCAUCGAGUUCCUGAUUGGAAGGCUGCCCGUCAUUCAAGCUUCAAGUCUGUAAAUUGCUGCGCUACUAGAGAUUCCCGGUACCGGUUAUCGCCUCAAUUGUUCGGUUGCAUCGUCGUAAAAUGGGGCAAAGAGAGAUCAUCUCUUGGUGGAGGCUUCAUCAACUGGAUGUACUUGUUCAAGGAUGCCCCCUCGGCGUGAUAUAAUAUUAAUUCCGCGGCAUCACACUGGCACACACAAUUGGAUCCACGCCAACGAUGCUUCUCGUUGACUUUGGAGCAAUUUGUUGCAAGAAGUUGGCGCCGGGGCUCGCUGUUCGAUUUCUACCCGAAGUGGUAUGUUCUCCGUGGCAGGUGAUGACAUAAGAAGCGCCAUCUCUUCCCGAUGAGGCAAGCAUUGAACCCGAAUAGGCAGUUCAACAUAUGAUAAUGUGCUGCCCAUAGCGUUCGUCACGAUUGACAGGCAACCAACCCCGCAAGAUGAUAUAUAAACUCGUCCCCCGCCCUGGCCUUCUUUAUCCCCUUCCCCCAUUAUCGUCAACAACAUUCCCUCCAUGGAGUCCUCUGCCCCCGCCCAUCAGCCCUUCAACCCCUUCUUUGACAACGUACCCUCCUCGCGACAAAUGUCGUCCUCUAUCUGGGCCCCUCAGCCUCAGCUGACAGACACGGCGUGGUCGAGGGCCAUCGAUUCUAUCAACCGAGUCGAUCCUGCUGCCCAUGCCCAAACUCGACCUGAACCUAGUCGUGCGGUUUCCUAUCCAACGCCCAGGAACGGGGAGGAUGUGUUCGGUCCUCUGGCUUCCGGAGGACAUGCUCACAAAAAGGAUGUGGGCGCCAUUGGAGAUGGGCGAAAGAAGAGUAAUCCCGACUUUGAUCACAUGCAUGUCGAACAGCUGCUUCGGACCUUGAAUCUCAAUUCCCCUGCCCCUCUCACCAUUCCUCCUCUUACCAACGACUAUCUGUCGUCUGCAUCGCCAGACCUUUCCCCCGUUUCCACAACCUCCGCCCUUUUGACUCCUACCGAUCUUUCACCUGCCAAGUCCUUCAGCCAGAAGAUGGGGUCAUCGUACGAUUUUGGCCCCGUGUACCAGACACAAUCUAACGGUCUCAUGUUCGAGACAGGCAUUGCCAAUCGUUACCAUGAUAUCGUGAACGCUAGCGAUAAUGGAGCCUUUAAUCUCCCUUCUCGUGAACAAUUCCUCCCUGAUCCCAGCCAGUACGCUGCCUACGAGGCAUUCCCUGAGCAGUCGUCUAACAUUCGACCUUUUUCUGCUCUUCCUCCCGUGCCUGCUCACAACCAUGCAGAGUCUGGGUCCUUGGGUCCCUUCUCAUGGAACGGUCAGCGCUCGCGUUCCUCCUCUGAGUGGUUGAAGCCAGAGGUCAGAGGGAGCCAAGGCUUUCCUACUGUCGACAGCGACCUGCCCUUCCGCUCGUUCCAAGGAAAUCAGACCCACGGAAAUCCACCUGCUCAUGAGCCUAUCAACUUUUUGUCUCUGCUUCAUCCUUCCUCUACCCCGCCUUACCACCUCUUCGUGUCGCGCAUCAUCAAGUCAUCUGAUCAACAGGCCUCCAUAUUCUUACAGCAGAAGCUUAAAGUUGCUGAUCAAGAAGAGCGAGCAAAGAUCGUGGAUGCUAUCUGCGCUCGUGGGUUUGAGAUGAUGGCUCACCGCUUCGGGAACUGGGCUGUUCAACGCUGCCUCGAGGCUUCUGCAAGCGUGGAGGAGAGACGUCAAAUUGUUGCUUGCAUGAGGGGUCGUGUUGUCGAUCUUGCUACCAACUGUUAUGGCUGCCACGUUCUACAGAAGGCUCUGGACUGCGAAGAAGACAUUCGUCUCUUAAUCGUCUCCGAACUUCUUCUUGGCGAUCCCGCCCAAACUUUAGUCAACAAGCACGCGUCACAUGUAUGGAGCAAGAUCAUGGAGCUGACAUGGACGCUACCGGCGCCGCCGAUUUUCGCGUACGUGAACAAGUCUCUGAAGGGCAAAUGGGCCUCUCUUGCCUGUCACGAGACUGGCUCUUUGGUUGUUCAGCAUGCUUUUGAAAAUCUUGAGGAAGCCGCAAAGGAUGGCAUUGUCAACGAGUUACUGAACCAAGGACCCAACGUUUUUGGUGAGGUAGCAAAGAGUCAAUGGGGAUCCUACUGCGUACAGCACAUUCUUGAACAUGGCUCCGCUGAUCACCGCGAGAUGGCGCUCGAUCACAUCAUCUCUGGGUUGCUGGAGUAUGCAACGAACGAGCAAGGUGCGAAGUCCAUCACGAAAGCCCUCAAGGAAGGCGGGCAAGACACUUUGAACCGGAUUAUCAAGCGCAUGUGCGAGCCGGCAAAGGGGGCUCGUCGCGCGACAAUAGUUGAUCUCGCACUUUCGGUCACGGGUAGCCAGCUGAUCGCAAGCGUUCUACCAAAUGCGGACAAGGACCAACGUGCCUUACUAUAUGAUUCCAUUCGGGGCCAUAUUGUGACACUUCGUGGAUGUAAGACGGGCUCUAAAGUGAUCUGGCUUUUCGAUAGAAUGCGCGCAUACUACGGCUAUUGAAUAAUCUGCACCUGCUCCCGAGUACCAUACAAUUUUGCAGGCAUAUCUUAACGGCAUAUCUUUUCGCGUUCAAUGCAUAUCAACAAGACUCAUUUUACAACAAUGGAACGGCACAGAAAACACAUUUAUUUAUUCAGCAAGCACUAUCGCCCUCAAAGUCUCCAUCUUCCGUGGCAUAUUCCGCAUCGAUUAUCCCCUCCUUCUCUGCAACGGCACGCACGGUUUCCCUUUUCUAAUCGUGUAACACCUUUCAUUCGUUUCGACGGACUCCUUUCAAACAGAUUGCAUAGCGUCCUUCCGUAUUGUCGCUCACGAACACUCCUUUUGCUUCUUAUUCAAUCCAUUUCUCUCUGUACCCAUGAUUUAUUAGUAUUUGAACCGAACCUCCGCUUCGCUUAUUGCAUUUCAAUUUCGAAACAUUUUCGUCUACAUCUCUUUCGUUUAAGCAGGGCUCCUUGAUGUUUGAGUACUCCAUGUGCUUAACUUCGUUUGCAAUUGCGCCUGCGCUUCUCACUCUUUGCCCCAGUAGUACAAUCUAUAGCUGUCGUCUCACCCUGUAUAUCGAAUAUACCGCCCCAAAGGACAGUGUGCAUACGUGUAUUACUAGUACCUGACCAAUUCUUUCCUGUUCGUACUUUUACCGCUCAAUACGACAAGAUAUAACAUUUUGGAUAGGAAGAUACGAACAUAAUGCUCCAGUC
Molecule: messenger RNA, 3738 nt
Organism: Somion occarium
Lineage: Eukaryota; Fungi; Basidiomycota; Agaricomycetes; Polyporales; Cerrenaceae
Source: the annotation of a GenBank genome assembly